GUCAUCAGCUGAACAGGACAUUAUGGCGAUUCUUCUCUGUAUGUUAAUGGUUGGAGCUGUACACGGACUUCAAGAAAGAACAUACGUGACGGUUUUUACACAGAACUUUGAUAGCCUGGCCAAAAAUAUGUACCUGUACAUAACCUCAUCGCGCCCUCAACCAGUUACAGUUCAAGUGAUUGUUCCUUAUCUAAACAACGCAGCUCCUUUCCAAAACCUCACGCUUGACCCAGGACAAAGAACCAAGGUCAUAUUGUCCCAUGAUGUACAGAUGCCGACAGGAACUACGACGUCAAACAGGAUAAUCCGCGUCGUGGCCUCCGACGAUGUUACAGUGCUAGCACUGAACGCUGAAGGGUCGAACCUUGAUAUGUAUCAAGUGAAGGAGACGAGCCAACUGGGAAAGGAGUAUGUGGUCGUGGCGCCUGACUCCUACAGUUCAUUCGGUGCAGCAACGGUGGGAGUAGUCUCCCCUUUCCCAAACACUCAGGUGAAGGUCAGCCUUCCAGAGUCACAUGCUAACAUUUCUGCAGUAAUAAAUGGACUUUCGGAGAUAUUAUCUAGGGAAUUUUCAGUCACAUUGCAGGAGAACCAAACGUUUCAGAUUCAAUCUGCCAGUGAGCUUUCUGGAACGUACAUCACAUCCAACAAACCUAUUGCCGUUUUGACUGGAGUAAAUAGGACCUCAUCUUCCAUGGAUCUUUGUGCGGACGGGCAAAUAACUCAACUUCUUAGUUUAGAUAAAAUAGGUACUAAUUACAUUGCUUUUGGAUUACCUUUGUCUGAUGUCCAGGAUUACAUUAACAUCGUCUCCACACAAGCCGACACAGAGAUCUCGUUUGAUGGAACAACGUCAAUACUCGCCAAUGCAAGGGAGAUAACUAGGCUACGUAUUCAGCGAAAUCAGUUCAAAUUGAUUGAAAUGUCGAAACCAGUAGUCGUAUCCAUGACAACCGGAUCAGGUCAUUCUGGCAGUAUCCAGGGUGAUGUGUCCACGUACAUGCUUCAUCCCCUUCCACUGAGGGGCCUGCUUUACACAAUCACAGUGCCGGAUGCCACAGCGUUCUCUGGCCCCCGUAGAUACCUUGUCAUCAUGGUCGAGAACGACGGCGUGGACGACAUUCUGUUGGACGACGUUGCCCUCUCAGGAGCAGCAUGGAUGCCAGUCACGAACACCAAUAUCUCAGCCUGCUUCUAUCUGGUGACAGAUAAUAUGGAGGCCAGAGUCCUGAGACACAGACGAGGGAAGCCGUUGGCUGUGUAUAUACUGGGCUUCGACUAUUGUCAAGCAUAUGCAAUUGCAUUUGAAGCCAAUGAAAGAGAUAAAGUGAUCCCUGAAUGCAGCCAAUCCCAAGUUCAGUCCCGAGAUCAGCUCGCAAAUGUAGGAAAAAGAAUGACGUCACAGCGGAUGAAGUUACUCACUGUACCAUCCCUCCAAGCUUGUUUCUCCUUCUGCCUCAACUACGCGGAAUGUGAAGGUGUGAACUUCCUACUGAACGCGUCGCCAAUGGACAUCAACUGUGAGCUGCUGUUCACCGAGACUGACGGAGAACAAGACAGCGCAGACUGGACGUACUAUCAACUCGUGCCCAACUAAUUCUGGUAUUGCGUUCAUUGAUGGCAGGGUGUGUCCCGUUCUUUAGGUUGUUCUAUCAACUUGUGCCCAACUAAUUCUAGUAUUGCGUUCAUUGAUGGCAGAGUGUGUCCCGUUCUUUGGGUCGUUCUAUCAACUCGUACCAAACUAUUCUAAAUAUUGGUUGAAUGUCCAUGAUAGAAUAACACUGAUUACUGGUCAUUACAGUCAAUGAGUGAAUAGUGUCACCCGUCGCAAUCAGCACCAGAUCGAGGUCUACGCCAUUUGAGGAAAAACUAGUUAUAUACACACAAAAAUAAGAAUUGAGUUUCACUUUCUGUGAAUUCAUUGGAGUAUGCAUGGACCUUCAUAGAGAAGGAGGUCCAAACUGUAUGAACAUCGGAGCUUGCGACUCACUCUGUGAAGGUUCAUACUGCAAUGCAUUCACACAAAGUGAAAGUCAAUUCUUAUAAAAAAAAUUUAUAUAACUCGUUUUCCCUCAAAGGACGUAGACCUUGAUCUAUACACAAGUAUAUUAAGUAUGUGUGACUUCCUGUUUACACUGACAGCCAUACAACAACCAGCUGUAUCGCGGAAUAAAAUAGUUCCUCAAAACGAGAGGUGACACGAGCUUAUGUAUGCUCAACAUGCUCAACAGGGACAACUUUUGUAGUUUCCUUAGAACAAAUGUACUCAAAUAAUAUCCUCAUAAUGACAUUAGAUGAGAAAGGUCUGUUAAGAACUACCUUAGUAAGUCAGUCACAAUGACAGCGCGUCGUAAUACAUUUACAUCAAGUACAAGACGUCAAAAUGGCCGACACG
Messenger RNA from Haliotis rufescens (red abalone), 2395 nucleotides. RefSeq lists its product as uncharacterized. NCBI's taxonomy places the organism in Eukaryota, Metazoa, Mollusca, Gastropoda, Lepetellida, Haliotidae. The transcript is spliced from 4 exons. The record is from RefSeq and is a predicted model, not a curated record. Bases 23 to 1597 code for a protein of 524 amino acids.